Molecule: messenger RNA, 1815 nt
Organism: Cucurbita maxima (winter squash)
Lineage: Eukaryota; Viridiplantae; Streptophyta; Magnoliopsida; Cucurbitales; Cucurbitaceae
Product: glucan endo-1,3-beta-glucosidase 9
Exons: 2
Coding region: 33-1493 (486 amino acids)
Biological process (GO): carbohydrate metabolic process
Cellular component (GO): plasma membrane
Molecular function (GO): hydrolase activity, hydrolyzing O-glycosyl compounds
Source: RefSeq, a predicted model, not a curated record
UUCUACAUUUCUUUGUCUCUCUCUCUUCAGUAAUGCCUCCGAAUCUUCGCCUCAUUUUCUUCUUCUUCAUUAAUCUCUCCGCCCUAAGCUUUUCUCCGGCCUCAGCCGUCGGAUUCAACUGGGGCACGGCGGCGUCCAACCCUCUUCCCCCGGUCAAGGUUGUGGACCUCUUGAACUCUAACAACAUCACCAAAAUCAAGCUUCUCGAUCCCAAUCCCCUCGUCCUUCAGGCCUUAUCUGGCUCCAAUGUUCAAGUCACCAUCGGCAUUCCCAAUCUCAUGCUCAAAAUCCUAAACUCUUCCAGAAAAGCUGCCGAAAGUUGGGUUCACGAUAAUGUCACUAGGUAUCUCUCCGGCGCCACAGGCGGUGUUCGAAUCGAAUACAUAGCAGUUGGAGAUGAACCAUUUCUUCAAACUUAUGGGGAUCAGUAUUAUCCGUAUGUCAUGGGAGCAGUCGCCAACAUCCAGGGAGCUAUAGCCAAAGUAAACUUGGAGAGUAGGAUAAAAGUUGUAGUCCCGUGCAGUUACGACGCGUUUCUGUCUGAAUCUGGCCUUCCUUCGAAGGGACACUUCCGACCUGAAUUGAACAAAACAAUGAUCCAGCUCCUAACAUUUCUUACCACGCACAGAUCACCUUUCUUUGCAACCAUUUCCCCAUACUUAAGUCUGCGUCAAAACAAGAAUAUUUCUCUCGACUUUACCCUCUUCAAGGAAACAGCACGCCCCCAUAACGAUAGCCGUAGAACUUACAAAAACACCUUUGAAUUAAGCUAUGAUACCUUAGUUGCAGCUUUAUCAAAGAUCGGGUUUUCGAUGGUUGAUAUAGUUGUGGCACAGAUUGGGUGGCCUACUGAUGGAGCAUGGAAUGCUAACUCAUCAACAGCUGAAACGUUUAUGAAAGGCUUGAUGGAUUUCAUCCACAGCAGAUCAGGAACCCCCCUACGACCUCGUCGUCCACCACUCGAGACUUAUAUCUUAAGCAUAUUAGACGAAGAUCAGAGAAAUAUAUCCACUGGGCCAUUUGAGAGACACUGGGGAGUGUUCACUUUUGAUGGUCAAGCUAAGUACCACCUAAACUUCGGUCAGGGCACAAAAAGCCUUGUGAACGCCCAAAAUGUUGAGUACCUCUCCCCCAAAUGGUGUGUUCUCAACAACAACAAAGAUUUAUCUAAUGCAAGUGCUAGUGCUUUGGAGGCAUGUUCGGUCGCUGACUGCACUGCGCUCGUUCCGGGCGCAUCUUGCUCUGAUAUUGUUUGGCCUGGUAAUAUUUCUUAUGCAUUCAAUAGCUACUAUCAGCAGAAUGAUCAAAGAGCAGACAGUUGUGACUUCGGAGGGUUGGCCCUGAUCACAACGGUCGAUCCAUCGAACAGUAACUGCAGAUUUCCUGUUCAAAUUCGAACUUCGAAUUCUCAUUCACUUGAUGCUUCCUCUCUUCUGAAGACAAUAUCAUUAUCAGCACUUUUUUGGCUAUAUCAACUGGUUUACCUCCAAUAGACCAAUGUGACUUUCCUGUACGCUGUAUCACAGCUUCGAGAUCUAAGAAACAAGUCGUUUUUCAGGAUCAACCGUUAUCUUCAAAUGAGGAGACGGCUCUCUACCUCCAGAUUUCGUGGUAUGCUUCCUUUCUCCAUUUUGGUUCCGAUUCGAGUCGGGAAAAGUAAGUAUAUUUUCCAUGUAUAUCUAGAACAUGAUGCUAACUUUGUCUAAUGCUUUUUGAGGUUAGAGAAUCUCGCAUGAACUGAAGAACCCUCUUGUUAUAAUUGUCUAACAAGAACAUAGAUUCCCAUUUACCUUAUCACAUGGCCUCAAUUUUCUC